AUGGCAGUCAAGACUAAAGGAGUCAAGCGUUCUGCUGACAAGAUUGAAAAGCCAUCCAAGAAAGCAAAGCUUCCAUCUCCACCUUCUGAAUCUGAACAAGAAUCUGAAGAAUCUGGUGAAAGUGAUAUUUCCCUUAGUUCUGAAGAAGAUGAGUUAGAUGAUUUAGAUAUCGACGAUGCUUCUAAAGGCCAACAAGGCAGCUCAUCGGAAGAGGAAGAAGAUGACUUAGAUGACUUGGACGAAGAUGCAAAACAAGAUCAAGAUGAAGAUGAAGAAGAAUUCGAUGAGGAAGAUGGAGUUGAAAAACCAGUUGAUCCAAACAAGAAGUCAUCAGCAGAACAACAUGCUGAACAAAGAAAAUUAUUAGCUGAACGUAAAUUACAAAGAAAAUCAGGUGUUCAAGUUCAACAAAUUAAGAAUUUAUGGGAAAAAUUAAGAGUCACAAAACCAACUCCACCAAAAGAAGUUCGUGAUAAAUUAUGUAAUGAAGUUUGGGAAUUAUCUAAAGAUGUUAUUAAUGAUUUAGUCUUAAAGCAUGAUGCUUCCCGUAUUGUCCAAACAUUGGUGAAAUACUCCAGUAAGGAAAGAAGAGAUAAAAUUGUUCAAUCUUUAAAAGGGAACUAUUACUUAUUAGCAACAUCUGCAUAUGGGAAAUAUUUAUUAAUUAAACUUUUGCAUUAUGGAUCUAAAGAAUCUAGAACUCUUAUUAUUGAUGAAUUACACGGGAAGUUACGUAAAUUAAUGAGACACAAAGAAGGUGCUUAUGUUGUUGAAGAUUUAUUCGUUUUAUAUUCUACUGGUGAACAAAGGCAACAGAUGAUUAGAGAAUUUUGGGGGUCUGAAUAUGCUGUUUUCACCGAUUCAGGAAAAGGAAAGACCGUUUUGGAAGUUAUCAAAGAACUGUCAGAAAAGAAACAAUUAAUAAUGGCUAAUUUGUAUGGUACCAUCAAAGCAUCUGUUGAAAAAGGUUCUACAGGGUUCCAAAUUUUACAUGCAGCUAUGAGAGAAUAUAUCAGUAUUUUGGUGGAUGAUACUGAAGUAAAUGAUUCACAAAUUAGAGAAUUUAUAGAUCUACUUGCUGAACAAUUUGCUGAAUUAGUACACACUCUGGAAGGUUCCGAAGUUGCAUGUAAUUUAAUUGCCUUGGCUAAUGCUAAAGAACGUAAAAUUAUUAUAAGAUCUUUAAAGAAUCAUACUAAUGAAUUAAUAAAGAAUGAAUAUGGUAACACUGUUUUAAUUACAUUGUUCAUGACUGUGGAUGAUACUGUUUUACUUCAUAAAUCUUUCAGUGCAGAAAUCUUUACCAAUGAAUUACUUCCAGGACUCAUUCAAGAUAAAUUCUCAAGAAGACCAAUGUUAUAUUUAUUAAAGGGAUUGGACGGAAAGUACUUUUCACCAAUUGUGAAGAAGACAAUCUUGAAAUAUGAAGAAUUGGCUUAUAAGAAGACUUCUAAGAAGCCUCAAGAAAUAAAAAGAACAGAAUUGGCAACCAAAGCAAUCCCAUUGAUUUAUAAAGCAAUUUUGUCAACCACUAAUUCAGAAGAUCCUGAAAAAACCUUGGAGAAAUUAUUAUCUAAUAAUAUGGCAGCUCAAUUUAUCACCGAGUUAAUUCUCACUUCAGCUGAUGUUGAAGAAGUCAAUAACAAUUUAAGACCCGAAUUGAUAAAUGCAAUCUUUGAGCGUACUGUCCAAGGUGAUGUUCUCGAAGAUUACCAUUUACUCAACAAAGCACCAUAUAUCUCAAGAUUAUUAAAGGCUUUGAUUCAAGGUAAUGAAUUCAAGUGGGAUAAUGAAGCUAAGAAAUUGAUCUCAACUGAUUCAGAAAAGAUCAAUGGUACUGGUAGUGAAUUUGCCGAAAGAAUCGCUGAUGAAGUUUUAGACAAUAAUAAGUUGAAAAGUUGGACAAGCGGUCAACCUGCUUUUGUUCUUGUUUCUGUUGCUGAGGUUUUACAAUUAGCUGAAUCUCCUAAAUUCCAAGAGAUUCAAAAAGCAUUGAAGAAAAACAAGAAACACUUAUCCGAAGAUGACAAGGGUGCAAAACUCUUAUUAGAACUCAUUUAA
This is a messenger RNA of Hemisphaericaspora subhashii, 2061 nucleotides long. RefSeq lists its product as uncharacterized. Lineage: Eukaryota; Fungi; Ascomycota; Pichiomycetes; Serinales; Debaryomycetaceae. Gene Ontology annotation, cellular component: nucleolus. The record is from RefSeq and is a predicted model, not a curated record. Gene Ontology annotation, molecular function: mRNA binding. Gene Ontology annotation, biological process: regulation of translation. Bases 1 to 2061 code for a protein of 686 amino acids. The transcript has a single exon.